GGUAUAAAGUACUUUUCUUGGAGGUGGAGGAACCAGUCACUGCUCCGGGAUCACCAUGAGGAACCUUCUGAUAAGCGUCGCGGUGCUGCUCUGUGUAGCCCAGCUGGGUUACUCCUAUGAAUGCUACACCUGCACUAUGGCCACAAGUGAUGCGUCGUGCACAGCGGUGACCAACUGCACCGGCUCCACCCCCUUCUGUGGGACUUCACACAUUCAAGGCGUUUUCGUGAAUUGGAUCAGCAAAUAUUGCUCGGCUGCCUGUGUCAACGCCAAUCAGAACUUCACCGUUGUGUCCGCCUCCGAAAAUUGCUGUACGUCCGACCGCUGUAAUACCCAGAAGAUCGGAGAUGCCAACAGCUGGCUCGACGCCUUCGGCAACGGAGCCCGUGGGUUGUCCAGCAGCGCCUUCCUGAUGGCGGUCCUCGGUCUCCUGAGUUAUAUGUUUGCCUUCUAAACCCAACGCCUUCCGAUUUCCACCCCGGAGGACUUGGUCACCUACAUACGGAUCAGUCACGAGUCUCUUCAAAAAAAAAUCCUCCUGCUUCUGCAAUAUUGCUUGACCUGGGUGAUCCGGGUGAUUUGAGUGAUUCGGGUGAUCCGGGUGAUCCGAGUUAUCCGGGUGAUCCGGGUGAUCUGGGUGAUCCGGGUGAUUCGAGUGAUCCGGGUGAUCCGGGUGAUCCGAGUGAUCCGGGUGAUCCGGGUGAUUUGAGUGAUCCGGGUGAUCCGAGUGAUCCGGGUGAGGUGAUAGGAUGCAUUUCCAUCAAAUUCGACUUUAGCCUUUAGACAAGGGUGCCCCAUAA
Molecule: messenger RNA, 800 nt
Organism: Rana temporaria (common frog)
Lineage: Eukaryota; Metazoa; Chordata; Amphibia; Anura; Ranidae
Product: prostate stem cell antigen-like
Exons: 3
Coding region: 56-454 (132 amino acids)
Source: RefSeq, a predicted model, not a curated record